AUGUCAGCGCCUGCAUUGGCACAGUUUGAUUCACGCAAGAUUGACGCUCUGACAGCGUACAGGGCUAAACAACGGGAACACGAGAACUUCAGUGAAAAGCUCAAGAAUCUGCGGUUCUCUCUUAGGGAUUUAGAAAAGGAGUAUGAAAAGACCGAAGAAGAUAUCAAAGCAGUUCAAUCCGUGGGCCAAAUCAUAGGCGAAGUGCUUAAACAACUUGAUGACGAGCGUUUUAUUGUGAAGGCAUCAUCUGGGCCCCGCUACGUCGUGUCAUUCAGGCCAACUUUGCCCGUUGACAAACUCAAGGCUGGCACGCGCGUCAGUUUAGAUAUGACAACGCUGACAAUAAUGCGAAUAUUACCGCGGGAGGUAGAUCCCCUUGUUUAUAAUAUGUCACUUGAGGACCCUGGAGGUGCCUCAUUUGCUGGGAUCGGUGGCCUUGGCGAGCAGGUCCGGGAGCUAAGAGAAAUGAUAGAACUUCCCCUUAUGAACCCUGAACUCUUUCAGCGUGUUGGUAUAAAGCCUCCUAAAGGGGUGUUGCUGUAUGGCCCACCUGGCACUGGGAAAACUCUCUUGGCUCGAGCUGUUGCAGCUACACUCUCAACCAAUUUCCUCAAGGUCGUCUCUUCUGCCAUUGUCGACAAAUACAUAGGCGAAUCGGCCCGCAUCGUCCGUGAAAUGUUCGCAUACGCCAAAGAACAUGAGCCAUGUAUCAUCUUCAUGGACGAAAUAGAUGCCAUCGGCGGUAGACGAUUCUCUGAAGGGACGAGCGCCGACCGUGAAAUUCAACGAACGCUAAUGGAGCUCUUGAAUCAAAUGGAUGGUUUUGACACUCUCGGGAGAACAAAACUCAUCAUGGCUACGAACCGCCCUGACACAUUAGACCCGGCUUUGCUACGUCCUGGCCGCCUUGAUCGAAAGAUCGAAAUUCCGUUGCCCAACGACCAGGCGCGACUUGAGAUCCUGAAGAUCCAUGCAGCGCCGGUCAACAAGGGUGGAGAAAUUGAUUAUGAGGCCAUUGUGAAGCUUUCCGAUGGUUUCAAUGGUGCCGAUCUCCGAAACGUUGUUACGGAAGCUGGAAUGUUUGCUAUACGAGAAGACCGCGAUUACGUUACCCAAGAAGAUUUGAGCAAGGCAGCACGUAAAGUCGGUGACGCUAAGAAGCAUGAAAGCAAACUUGAGUACAACAUCUAG
Molecule: messenger RNA, 1191 nt
Organism: Cantharellus anzutake
Lineage: Eukaryota; Fungi; Basidiomycota; Agaricomycetes; Cantharellales; Hydnaceae
Exons: 8
Coding region: 1-1191 (396 amino acids)
Biological process (GO): positive regulation of RNA polymerase II transcription preinitiation complex assembly
Cellular component (GO): proteasome regulatory particle, base subcomplex; cytosolic proteasome complex
Molecular function (GO): ATP hydrolysis activity; ATP binding; proteasome-activating activity
Source: RefSeq, a predicted model, not a curated record